ACCAAGAACCAGAAGCGGGCGCGGGCGGCCGCCCAGCAGCGGGCCCAGGAGCAGUUCACCUCCGUCCCUCACUCCUUCGUCUUCCACCGCGGGCGCGUCGGCCGGAGCCUGCAGCAGCUCAUCCUGGACGUGCGGCGGGUGAUGGAGCCAUUCACAGCCAGCACCCUGCAGGUACGGAAGAAGAACUCGCUGAAGGAUUUUGUGGCGGUGGCGGGGCCCCUGGGCGUGACGCACUUUCUGGUCUUCACCAAAUCCCCCACCAACGUCAACUUUAAACUCGUCCGUCUCCCGGGAGGCCCAACACUGACCUUCAAAGUCACACAGUACUCGCUCAUCAAGGACGUGGUGUCCUCCCUGAAGCGCCACCGCAUGCACGAGCAGCAGUUCACGCACCACCCGCUGCUGGUGCUCAACAACUUCGGCCUGCAGCAGAUGCACAUCAAGCUGAUGGCCACCAUGUUCCAGAACAUGUUCCCCUCCAUCAACGUGCACAAGGUCAACCUCAACGCCAUCAAGCGGUGCCUGCUGAUCAGCUACAACUCGGACUCCCAGCUUCUGGACUUCCGGCACUACAGCCUGAAGGUGGUGCCUGUGGGGGCGAGUAAAGGCCUCAAGAAGCUGCUGCAGGAGAAAUUCCCCAACAUGAGCCGGCUGGAGGACAUCAGUGAGCUGCUGGCCAAGGACAUUAACCUGUCGGAGAGCGAGGCCGAACAGGACGGGACCCACAAUAUCCUGGAGCUGCCCCAGGCAUAUGCGGGCCGGGGGAACAUGAAGGCCCAGCAGAGCGCUGUGCGUCUCACUGAGAUCGGGCCCCGAAUGACCCUGCAGCUCAUCAAGGUGGAGGAAGGGUUGAACCAGGGCAACGUGCUCUACCACAGCUUCAUUCUCAAGACGGAGGAGGAGCUCCGGGCGGCCCUGGCCAGGAAGGAGGAGCGGCUGCGGCUGAAGGCAGAGCGGCGCCGCAGGCAGGAGGCCGACGUGCAGCGCAAGAAGGAGCAGCGGGAGGCCCACAGGAAGCAGAGCCUGGCCGGGAUCAGGAGGAAGCAGCAGCAGGGGGAGGAUGGUGACAGUGGAGCCGAGGAUCCUGGGAUGCCGGCGGACCAGGACCUGGCCAACCAAUCAGACGACGACGCAGAAUAUUACCGGCAGGAAGUGGGCGAGGAGCCCGACGCAGAUCUGUUCCCCAAAAGCACUAAGAGGAAACACGGGCCCCUGCACUCCCCUCAGCCCAGCAAGAGACUCAGAACCAGCCAGCCGGGGGAGCAGCUUGCCAGCCGCAAGGCGAAGCACAGGAGACCCCCUGGCCAGCCGCAGAGGGGCGGGCGCAGCCCCAGGCAGCAGAGGGAGCUUGGGAACUCUCAGAGGCCUGGCCAGCAGAAGGACCCACGGAGCCCUAAGGGCCGCGGGCAGCAGCGAGGAGCACGGAGUCCAAAGCUGAAAGGACCCAGGCAUCCGGCGCAGCAGGGAACCAAGCGAGGCCCUAGGCUCAAAGGGCCAGGGAAGCCAGGGCUGCGGAGGAAGCAGGCAGCCCGGGGGCAGGGGGGGCGCCAGAGGCCCCGGGCCCCCAAGAAGGGGCAGCACUAGCCCCCCCCCAGGACAUCUACCUUAUUCAUAGACUGGGGGAACGGGGGUGGGGGCUGGCUGUUCAAUAUACCACUCUGCAUUGCU
Trachemys scripta elegans is the source of this 1668-nucleotide messenger RNA. RefSeq names its product peter pan homolog (gene PPAN). The coding region runs from base 142 to 1584 and encodes 480 amino acids. NCBI's taxonomy places the organism in Eukaryota, Metazoa, Chordata, Testudines, Emydidae. Gene Ontology annotation, molecular function: rRNA binding. Gene Ontology annotation, biological process: ribosomal large subunit assembly; rRNA processing. Gene Ontology annotation, cellular component: preribosome, large subunit precursor. The record is from RefSeq and is a predicted model, not a curated record. The transcript has 11 exons.